GCGUCUGUGUGAGGAGAAUCAUUCCACUGGAACUACAGCAAUGGAAAUGAGCACGAAGGUCUUCAUUCUCCUGGGUCUGGCAGCCUUUGCUGCCGCAGGCAGCUUUGAGUCCUAUGAAUACCGACCACCAAGGCAUUCCUCUGAGGAAUCCUACGAGUCGGGUGAGGCCAAGUACAGCUUCAACUGGGUCGUGAGUGACGAUUCUUCAAGCAACGAGUUCGGACACCAGGAGGCCCGUGACGGCGACCACACUCAGGGAUCCUACUACGUGCAGCUUCCCGACGGCCGCCUGCAGACCGUCAAGUACUUCGUGGACGGCGACUCCGGCUACGUGGCCGAAGUCAGCUACGAGGGCGACGUCUCCUACGAAUCUGCUUCCUUUGAAUCCCGAGAGUACAGGCCUCCCAGACCUCGCUAUUUCUACGACUCCAACGAAUCUAAAUAAAUUCCUGUCGAUGAGUACUUAUAAUGACUGCAUCCUAUAUUCUUCAAACAUUAUUUAUAUACACUAAUAAAAUAAGCAUGCGAAU
Molecule: messenger RNA, 530 nt
Organism: Penaeus monodon (black tiger shrimp)
Lineage: Eukaryota; Metazoa; Arthropoda; Malacostraca; Decapoda; Penaeidae
Product: pro-resilin-like
Exons: 3
Coding region: 41-445 (134 amino acids)
Cellular component (GO): extracellular matrix
Source: RefSeq, a predicted model, not a curated record